Lotus japonicus is the source of this 1769-nucleotide messenger RNA. RefSeq names its product DEAD-box ATP-dependent RNA helicase 15-like. The transcript has 12 exons. Gene Ontology annotation, molecular function: RNA helicase activity; RNA binding; ATP binding. NCBI's taxonomy places the organism in Eukaryota, Viridiplantae, Streptophyta, Magnoliopsida, Fabales, Fabaceae. The coding region runs from base 182 to 1465 and encodes 427 amino acids. The record is from RefSeq and is a predicted model, not a curated record.
UUCCAUUCCAAAUCUAAUCCAAUCCCUCGACUCUAUUCUCUCAUUCUCUUUCUCAUCGCCACCGUGUUCCGCCGUCUAGGUUUCGCUUUCCGCCGAUUGUUUUUCAUCUAACCAAUUUACUUUGCAGACUCUUUUCACCACCGCACCGUAACCUUCCCUUCAAUCCUUCACUUCACAGAUAAUGGCAGAAAUUAAGGACGAAGGAUACGAGGAAGAGCUUCUCGACUACGAGGAGGAAGAAGACAAGGCCCUCGACUCUGCCGGAACAAAAGUCAACGGUGAAGCUACUAAGAAGGGCUAUGUUGGAAUCCACAGUUCAGGAUUCAGAGACUUUCUUCUCAAACCAGAGCUUCUUAGGGCUAUUGUGGACUCGGGAUUUGAGCAUCCUUCUGAAGUGCAACAUGAGUGCAUCCCUCAAGCAAUCCUUGGAAUGGAUGUAAUCUGCCAAGCUAAAUCUGGAAUGGGGAAGACUGCUGUCUUCGUUCUCUCGAGUUUGCAACAGAUUGAUCCCGUUCCAGGCCAAGUUUCUGCACUGGUUCUUUGUCAUACAAGAGAGUUAGCUUACCAGAUAUGCCACGAGUUUGAGAGGUUUAGCACCUACUUACCUGACCUCAAGGUUGCUGUCUUUUAUGGUGGGGUCAACAUCAAAGUUCACAAGGAUCUGUUGAGAAAUGAGUGCCCUCAUAUUGUUGUUGGAACGCCUGGAAGAAUACUUGCAUUGACUAGGGAUAAGGACCUUUCUUUGAAGAAUGUUAGGCAUUUCAUUUUAGAUGAAUGCGAUAAGAUGCUGGAAUCACUAGACAUGAGGAAAGAUGUUCAAGACAUUUUCAAGUUGACUCCCCAUGACAAGCAAGUUAUGAUGUUUUCUGCAACACUCAGCAAGGAAAUCCGUCCAAUCUGCAAGAAAUUUAUGCAAGAUCCUAUGGAAAUUUAUGUCGAUGAUGAGGCCAAGUUAACCCUUCAUGGACUUGUGCAGCACUACAUCAAACUGAAAGAGGAGGAGAAAAACCGGAAGUUGAAUGAUCUUCUUGAUGCACUAGACUUUAACCAAGUAGUUAUCUUUGUGAAAAGUGUGAGUAGAGCAGCUGAGCUGGACAAACUACUUGUGGAGUGCAACUUUCCAUCUAUAUGCAUUCAUUCUGGCAUGUCCCAGGAAGAAAGGUUAAAGCGUUAUAAAGGUUUCAAGGAGGGGCAUACAAGGAUUCUGGUGGCAACAGAUUUGGUUGGUAGGGGGAUUGACAUUGAGCGAGUCAAUAUCGUUAUAAAUUAUGACAUGCCUGAUUCUGCUGACACAUAUUUACACAGGGUUGGCCGAGCUGGAAGAUUUGGCACCAAAGGCCUUGCAAUCACAUUUGUUUCAUGUUCUGCUGACGUCGAUGUUCUAAACAAUGUCCAGUCAAGGUUUGAGGUGGAUAUAAAGCAGCUUCCUGAGCAGAUUGAUACCUCUACCUACAUGCCAUCGUAGAUGAUUUUGUUCCGGGACGAGGCUGUAACUGCCUGGAUGUAUGAGUAGGGUCUUCUGGAUUUUGUUACUGUUGAAGGUUGAUCUUUAUGAGAGUUUGCACUUUGCAGUAUGAUGGCUUAUGUACUUUUGGGGUUUUAUUUACUGGAUUUACUCCGGCUUAUGGAUACUAUGGUUGAGUUAAUUUUCUGGCAACAUUGAUGUUUGUGGUUGAAUUAGAUGAUUUAAUAGGUUGGAUCAUCAGGACUGUCAUAUCAACAAUGUGCAAUUUAAGGUUUAGUGGAAGUAAUUAGACAUGAUUUCAUAA